AUGCGGCAUGAAGAACCCGUCGAUCGCAUCGAGGCUUGGGGUGGCUCUGAGGACCGUCCAGAAGAUCGUAAACCAACUUGGGAUUCACUCGACUCACGACCGCUUCCUGAUUGGUAUGAUGAGGGAAAAUUCGGGAUUUUCAUGCAUUGGGGCGCUUAUUCGUCACCGGCUUUCAGAAGCGAAUGGCUUUGGUAUUAUUGGAAAGGAAAGAAUGAGCCGGAUGUGCUUGAAUAUAUUCGAUCCAACUAUCCACCAAGGACAACUUAUGCGGAUUUUGUGAAAAUGUUUAAAGGUGAAUUCUUUGACGCUGAUAUGUUUCGGGAAAUUGUUGAGGCUUCGGGAGCAAAAUACUUUGUGUUUACCACAAAACACCAUGAAGGGUUCACAAUGUGGCCAUCGAGUGUUUCAUGGAAUUGGAAUUCGAUGAACAUCGGUCCAAAGAGAGAUAUUGUUGGUGAAUUGCAGAAAGCCUUUUCCAAAUCAGAUGUCCAUUUUGGGCUCUACUACUCGCUAUUUGAAUGGUAUCAUCCACUCUUUGAUCAAGAUUUGGCGAAGAACACAACAGAAUAUCGAGAUAAGAUAUCUUUUCCUCAACUUCUCGACAUUGUCAACAAAUAUCAACCGGAUAUUUUGUGGGGUGAUGGAGAUUGGGGAUUGGAUGAAAACUAUUGGAAGACAAAGGAGUUUAUCACCUGGUUGUAUAACGAGAGCCCAGUGAAAGAUCGAGUUGUAAUCAACGAUCGUUGGGGUGAUGGAACUAUAGGAAAACAUGGCGGUUACAUGACCUAUGCGGAUAAUUAUCAAGCGGGCGAGCUCCUCGAAAGGAAAUGGGAGAACUGUGACUCGGUUGAUCAAUGGUCGUGGGGAUAUCGAAGAACGAUGAAUGUUUCCGAGCUAUUGACUGCACAUGAUGUGAUCGCUGAAUUGGCGAGGACAAUCUCGUGUAAUGGGAAUUUCCUGCUCAAUGUUGGCCCAGAUAGCUCAGGAAUGAUUCCGACGAUUUUUGAAGCAAGGCUACGCGAAACGGGUGACUUCAUCAAAGCGAAUGCUGAGGCGGUUUAUGGAACAAAGGCAUGGGUUCACCAAAAUGACACGAAUAACAUCUGGUACACAAGUCGACUUCGAGAUGAUAAAAAUUUGCGAAAAAAUCGCUCAUCAAAUCCACAAGAUGAAGAAAAUACGAUCAUUUACGUGUGGAUACUAGACUUGAAUCAAACCGUGUACACGUUGGAGAAAGUCUCGAUUGGAGAACGGACAAAAGUGUCGAUUCUUUCGACAGAAACCCCAUUGGAUAUCUCGAUUGGAGAGACGGGACAAUUGGUGGUUUCGAUGUCGAAAAUCCCAUGGCAAUCCCUCGUUCGCACCGAUUGUCUUGUUCUAAAGAUCGAGUAUGCUAAAGGAGAAACGCCUCAAACACCUGAAACACCAAAGAAAUCAGCGAUUCUCGAAAAAUACAACCUUUUCUCUCUUUUACUUUUGAUUUCUUUAAGUAAAUGUUUU
Molecule: messenger RNA, 1500 nt
Organism: Mesorhabditis belari
Lineage: Eukaryota; Metazoa; Nematoda; Chromadorea; Rhabditida; Rhabditidae
Source: the annotation of a GenBank genome assembly